Molecule: messenger RNA, 1029 nt
Organism: Rotaria sordida
Lineage: Eukaryota; Metazoa; Rotifera; Eurotatoria; Philodinida; Philodinidae
Source: the annotation of a GenBank genome assembly
AUGUUUCUAUUCUGGAAUUAUCGAUGGUUUUUACUACAUUUUAUAUUAGAGCAACUGCAUAUAAAUUAUGUAAUAACAACUUGGCCAACAUCAAACACAUCCAACAUUCAACUAGUAGGUCUGUUUUCAGAUGCAGAAAAUACAUCUGAUCCUACGGAUUCGUCAGUACAUUCACGUGCUAUGUUCAAGGCAGCACUCUUACUUUCUCAACAAUAUAAUAUAACAGUUGAAGGACAAUUCAUAGGAUGGCAAGCCGUGCAAACUGGUGCCAGUUCAAUUACUGCUGUUAGUGGUAUAUGUGAAGCAUUAUCUACUUCUGACAUUUUUGGUAUUGUGGGCCCGUCAUUAUCGCUAGAAGUUCCUGUUACAGCUGAAUUUGCUAAAAAAGUUGGUAUUCCUGCUGUAUCAUAUGCCGCAACUAAUCCAGAUUUGUCUAAUCGAAAUAUGUACCCUGCUUUUUAUCGUGUAGUUCCUUCAGAUAGUGCCGCUGCAAUAGCAAUUGUAAAACUAUUUAUUCGAUUUAAUUGGACUUCAUGCAUAGUUAUUUAUCAAAAUGAUCAAUUUGGAACUGGUGGCGCAAAUGUAAUAAAAGAUGAGUUCCGUAAAAAUAAUUUAACAGUGGCGAUAAUGGUGGUGUAUGAUAUUGAAACACGUAGUAUUCGAGGUAAUUUGAGUACCAGUUUAAUCGGUAGUACAUCACGAAUUGUUGUGUUAUGGGCGACUUCGGCUCAUACACCUUUAAUUUUACAAAAUGCGCUUGAUUCUAAUGUACUUGGUCCAAAAUUUACUUGGAUACUAAGUUCAAGUGUUCGAUUUGACUCCUCUGAUCAAAAAUUUUCUCAACAAUUAAUUGGAAUGCUUACUGUAGAACCUGCAAUAGCAAGUACUGUUGGCGCACCAAUUAAUACAAGAUUGUUAAAUGCAGCAUGUGAUAUAUGGCAACAAUAUGAAAAUGAAACAUUUCCUGGAUUAGCAAAUAUAGAUAAUUAUGCACUAUUUGCAUUCGAUACAACUUGGUUAUUGAUUCAA